Pieris brassicae (large cabbage white) is the source of this 5848-nucleotide messenger RNA. RefSeq names its product non-lysosomal glucosylceramidase. The record is from RefSeq and is a predicted model, not a curated record. Gene Ontology annotation, cellular component: membrane. Gene Ontology annotation, molecular function: beta-glucosidase activity; glucosylceramidase activity. NCBI's taxonomy places the organism in Eukaryota, Metazoa, Arthropoda, Insecta, Lepidoptera, Pieridae. The coding region runs from base 134 to 2935 and encodes 933 amino acids. The transcript is spliced from 16 exons. Gene Ontology annotation, biological process: carbohydrate metabolic process; glucosylceramide catabolic process.
UUUAAUCUCAUGUUCGUCGUCAAAAUUCUCAUAAUUUAUUUUUUUAUUUGCCGCAAGUUGUCGUAAUUUAUAAAUAUUCAGUGUCAAUUAAUAUUUUAUUUAAAAUUAUUAUCAAAUUUUAUACUUGCUAGGAAUGGAAGCUACAGGGGAUAGCAAUUUGGACCUUGAUGAACCAUCAAAAUGGGGACUAAAAAUGCUUCUUAAUCAUGAAUACCCUCUACAGACAAAACAGCUACUUAUACCAAAACCAAAUCAGAUUCUUGAUUUGGUGCCUCUUUCAGCCAGAUAUGUGAAGUAUUACUGUGCAAAAAGAAUGCAAAAGAAGCGGCCUAUAAUGGAUUAUUUUAAUACAAUUAAUGCUCAAAGGAUACAUGGUUGCCCUAUUGGUGGUAUUGGUGGUGGAACUAUAGGUAGAGGAUUCAAAGGAGAAUUCUGUAGAUUUCAGUUGUAUCCUGGUAUAUAUGAAUACAUAACUGUACCAGAAUGCCAGUUUAUAGUUAAUAUAAGAAAUGAACAUAAUGUAACUAUAUUUCAGUCAGUUUUGUCUACAUAUAACAAACCAAAGAAAGCACCAACAUCUUGGGAAUGGAAUCUAGACAGUUCUCAAUGUGAAUAUACUGCAUUGUAUCCAAGAGCGUGGACCACUUAUGACCUUUCCAAAUAUGGAAUAAAAUUAGUCUGUCGCCAAAUAUCACCAAUUAUACCUCAUAACUAUAAGGACUCGAGUCUACCCUGUGCAGUUUUUGUUUUUACCGCCAAAAACGUGUGUAACGAACGUCGCACCGUAAACAUAACGUUUACAUGGACCGAGAUACCAGUUGGUGUGAAUAAACGUAAAAAUAGUGGAAAGCUGGACUUGGAGAGGUAUUCAGAAGAGAAUACAUGCGGAGUGACUUUAGAACAAAGAGUGUGUGACACUCCACUCACGUUUACAAUAGCCAAGAAUAAAUCCGAGAACGAGACAAUACACGAGGGUUACUGCUUAUGGAAUUCGUUGAAGACGUCCAGUUAUGUAUGGGAGUGUAUUAAGAAGAAUGGCAAACUUGAACCAGAUCCUAGUCAAACUGCAACUCCUCCCAAAGGCGAAAAGGAUAAAAUUGAUGACAGCGAUAAACCAAAGAAAAUAUAUAAAAAUGAUUCCAUUGGUCUGUCGAACUCCAUAUCAUUGGAUCCUGGUGGAUGUGAUGUUGCAGAGUUUUGCCUUGUUUGGGAUAUGCCUAUAAUAAAAUACAAGAAAGACAGAAAAGUGCAUAAACGAUAUUACACAAAGUAUUUCGGUAGUGACGGCAUAGCGGGUGCAAGCAUAGCUGCGUACGCGCUUCGCAACUAUAAGAGUUGGGAGAAGCAACUCGCAGAGUGGCAGGACCCAAUUCUUAAUAACAGCAAUAUACCAGAUUGGUUAAAAAGUGCCUUAAUGAAUGAGCUUUACUACGUGGCGGACGGUGGGACUAUUUGGUUUGACGUCAGCGAAGACUUUCCCGAGACUGAUCCUAGACAUGAUUUCGGUGUGUUUGGUUAUUUGGAGGGUCAUGAAUAUAGAAUGUAUAAUACAUACGAUGUACAUUUCUAUGCAUCGUUUGCCUUAGCACAAUUGUGGCCUAAUUUACAAGUUGUAUUACAAUAUAUGUACCGAGACGCGAUAGCUCUGGAGACUUCUCAAUGCCGACAAUCGCUAUACGAUGGGAAAUAUGUAAAAUUCAAAAUAAAGGAAUCCAUUCCACACGAUUUGGGCGAUCCAGAGGACAUCCCAUUCACAAACAUAAACGCGUACAACAUACAUGACGUGUCCGAAUGGCGCGAUCUAAAUCUCAAGUACAUCCUCCAAGUCAUGCGGGAUUAUCGUCUUUUAAGGGCCUAUAGUGCCCCAUUCCCAAACGAACGUUACUAUUCCAUGGCCUAUAUCGAUGACGUGAGGGAAGGCACAGAAAACGAUCUCUACACACGAUCAACGGAACAACCGGAUGAGAAAUCGCCGGAUUUGUCCGUCGACUUAUCUCUCGACCCUUCACCCGUACCCAACAAGGAGGUCCCCGAUAUUCUGGAUCUCCUCUAUCGCAGCUCAGAAGUGGUGCAAGAGUGUCAGGAGAUAGAAGAUCCCAAAGAAUCAGUUACUACUUGGAAUGCUAAGCAGUAUUUGAUGGAUAUGUAUCCGUCGUGUGCGGCGUUGCUUAGGAAGGGAUUGUUGUGGGACAAGGAUGGUGAUGGGUUGAUAGAAAAUGGUGGAUUCCCCGAUCAGACAUAUGAUGCGUGGGUUAUGUCUGGACCGAGUGCGUAUUGUGGUAGUCUCUGGGUAGCUUCAAUAAGUGUAGUACGAGCGAUGGCACACAUACUCGGACAGGAAGAAGAUGAAAGAGAGUUCUCGAAACUUCUAGAACAAGCCAAGACGUCGUUUGGUGAUAAAUUGUGGAAUGGAAGUUUUUAUAAGUUCGAUACUAAGCCCUCGAAUAAGAAUGUUGUGAUGGCGGACCAGUUGGCUGGACAGUGGUUCCUCCGCGCGUCUGACUGGAACGAGGAAGUGUUCCCCGAAGCAAACGUACGGAAGGCACUUCAGACCAUAUAUGAGAAUAAUUGCCAGAAGUUCUUGAAUGGGAGAUGUGGGGCUGUCAAUGGAUUCGUGACGGGUCGUCGGAGUAAAAUUGAUACCACAGCGCUACAGAGUAUGGAAGUAUGGCCUGGUGUCACCUUUGGGCUUGCCUCGCUCAUGAUAUAUGAAGGUAUGCAUGAACAAGCAUUCGCAAUGGCCGGUGGCCUCUACAACACGUUAACUAAAAUGGGAUUGGCAUUCGAGACACCCGAAGCAUUAUACGAAAAUGGCAAUCAUAGGUCCAUAGCGUAUAUGCGACCUCUUUCGAUAUGGUCAAUGUAUCAGGCGAUAAUUGCUAGGCCGCCGCGAAUUAACCACAUAAAUGGCCAAAUACAUGGAAAACAUUUAUAGUGAUGCUACGUUACAGGCGGAUGAUUUUAAAAAUGAAAUGAUUUAAAAUCUCAAUUGCAUUGCGGAAAAAUAUUUUGCUGUAAAGUGGAUAAAAUAAUCGGCAAUUGCUUUUUAUGUCUGCGAUAAGUCAUAGACAGUAGUUUUUGUGCAAUAUUGAUUGGCGACGGUCACACCUGUCGUAAAGUUUGUAUUGUCUAGGGCUCCUGGUCCUAGACAUGUGUAAGCAGAGACAGUUCAUGUGUCGCGUCUAUUUGAUUCGUGAUGCCUAUAAUAAAAAAGUGCCUAAAGAAUACAUCGAAUUAAUGAAAUAAUAAUAAUUAAAUUAUUUAAAGUCAUCCGCCUUAGUGACAUUAUCGUGGAUUUACUCUAAGUGAAUGUUACCCACGUGUUAAAAUGCGUAAUUUAUUAACACUUGUUUCGCACUGCACAAAGAUGUUUUAAACAAAUCACUUGUGAGCAUUCUCCACGUUUGAUAUUUAUAAUUGUUUACGAUAAAUUAUAUAAUUUAAAACUGCAACAAAUUACUAAGGAGUCUAAAUACGAUAUUUAAAAAUUGUCUAUGGACUAUUUCGAUAAAAAAUAUAAAAGCUUACCAGGCUGUAUAAUCUACAAAAAAUAAAUUAAAAAAAACAUCUGACUACAGACUUGUAGUUUGAAAACAAAGAAUUCCAAAACGAUGAUUUAUGAAUAUAUCUUGAAAACCAUAAAUCAAAAUAAAUAUCGAUCGUGAAGUUUGCUGCUUAUUGAAUGCAAUUAAAUUGCGUGUUGACAUUUCCAUUUUUUGCCAUUUAAAAAAUGUUAUCUACAUGCUACAGCAAGCUUACCACGAAACUUCAAUAAAGCUUUCACUGCUUGAUUCCGUAAUUUAUUAAACCUAAUGAUAAGAUCAUUUUGGCAUUAGUACCAAUAUUCAAAAUUAUAAUUGACAUUGUAAUAAAGUGGUAAGCUUGCAGCUUGUUGUCUAAGUGUUAAAUUAAAUCUCUAGUUUUCGAAAUGUUAGGAAAUUUAAACUGAGCUGUGCAUUUCCAAAGAUAAUAUAUUCAAGUAUUUAUUUUAAAAAACGCGCAAAAAUUAGCUUAAAAUGGCGGCAAUUUUAAUAUCUAUUGUAAUAUGAAUGCAAUGCGUCGUCAAAUAGAAUUAAACUAUAUAGAUGCUACUAAAUGGUCGGUCAUGGUUCGUUCCCGAUCUCGUAAAAUAUUUUUCUUAAUGUAAAACCAAAUUAUAUACCAGUCCAAGAACGAACUGCGAACGGCAUUAGUGUAAAUUCAGCCUAAAUAGGCACAUUGAUAGGUUUUACUAUAUUUCAGUAAUGAAUUUAAUAUCCAUAGCACAAAAAAUACGUAAAUCUUAAAGUAUUAUAAUGUUUUGUAUGAAAAACUUGACUAGCAUAGUGUGCGUAUUAGUCAAAGAAGACACAAAUACCCUUCAAAAGGCAUUCGUGUCAUCAAAUGCGAGCUGUCACAAACUGACAUAACCGUAUUAACGCAUACUUGACAAAUGAAUGGUUUGUGCUACGGGUAACAAUAUUUGAAAAUCGAAACGACUAAUAGAGCUCUGAGAUUUGACGUUUCCUUUUUUUAUUUAACUCAGGUCGUACGCCAGCCUGAUACAUAUUAAAUAACCAAUGCUUUUUAAACUUCGAAUUCUAAUUAAUAUUUCUACAAUUUUUGUAUGAACUUUUAUUAUACCUGUCAUCCAAUUUCGCCACGAUAAUUUUUAAUAUAUGUAAGAAUGUAUGGGCCAAUUAAACAUAACGGUGAUAGACAAUUUUUAACAAUGCGGAAGCAAUGAAACGAUUAUUAUAUGUUCAUUAACACAUUAAUAUACAACACUAUUCCUGAGUAAUAAAGACUAUAGUAAUUUCCAAAAUAUAAAAUAAAAAACAUUAGCCGUGAAAAUCCGGGACGGAGCGCGGAGUCUUCUAUAAAAUAUAAUCAUGUUAAGAAAAAUAUUGUUUGUUGAUUGACCCAGGUAUUCAUAAAAAAGGCUUUUGAAUCUUAAUUUCUUAACUUUAAUGUCUACACAGUCUCUUAGAAAGUAUCAAAACUGUAUAAAAAUACCAAUUAGACUAAACUACUAUUUUAAACAUUUUAUAAAAUAUUCCUUAUAUUUCUAAUCAAUUGAUAAUUUUAUUUUACUCAUGUCAUAAUCUAUAAUUAUGUUUUUUUUAUUUUUGGUAAUAAUAUUUAAGUACCAGUGCAAUAGGAUUAAACAUAAUCUAUGAAUUAAGGUCUAUGGUUAGAUUCAAAAACAAGAUGAAUCGUGACUGUCAUAUGUCAAAAUUCAAUACAUUUUUGACAUAUGUGGGUCACACUUGGCGCUAAUUUAUGUUUUCUUAGACCGUUAAUUCACAGACUUAACGGUAUUUGAGAUAGUUCUUACCCUCUUAUGAAAGAGAUCAUUAAAUAGUUAGAAGUAGUAUAUUUCAUAGAACAUCUAUGCUUAACUCCUUGCUUCUUUAUAAUUCACAUAAUGCUGGUCAAAAACAAUUGUUAUGUUAUAUGAAAUUAUUUUGAAGUUAUAUCAUUUUAAAUAGGAUUUUUUUCGAAGUAAUUUAAAAAGAAUGUAUGUAAAUGCAGAAGAAGUGAAAAGUUGCUUGAAUUCCUCUUCCAAACUAUUGUAUGCUUAAUUAAAUUAAUGGUCUAAUUACAGCCAGUAUAUGCAACAUUGUUUUACGAUAAAGAAAAUAAAUACCAUUAUUUUUAUAUUGAAAUAAAAUAAUAAUGGUAAUAAAAACAGUACUUUAUUUAGUCCAAGUUUUAUAAUAAGGCCCAAUCGUUAAGCAUAGAUCAACUGACGAAUUUUAGUAGCCUGUGUAGAGGGGACAUUAAAAUACAACUUUACCAUUUAUUUAUACGUAUAUUUGUAUCAUAAAUGCAUUUUGGGAAAGUUAAUAUAAAAGUAUGAAUAAAA